AGGAGUUUCUAUGUUGUUCCGCCUCAUGCUGGCGUUCCUUGGCAACCUCGAAUGUUGCAAUGGCUGGAUUGCUAGCUCGCUAGUUAGUCAGACCGCCCCCAUGGACGACGACUUAGACGAGCUGUUAGACGAAGUGGAAAAGAAGUUCUGUGGCAACACAUCCGUCGCGUCUGACAGUCGGUCGGGCCCUAAAAAGGGGAGAGCGUGCGGGAUAGACGAGCUUCGGAAUGCCGGAUGUGAGCAAAAGAUAACCAGCAGCAGCAUCACUGAGGAUGUAGACUCGCUACUGAAAGAAUUCCAGGAGGAAGACUACACUGAUGCACUUCGGACCAAGACGACAUCGCUUCGCAAAGGAAAGGACGACCAGAUUCAUUGUCAGUCUGGAGGAAGAAAGUGUUGUCCCAUUUACCUCGGAGGGAGCGCCACGGAUAAAGGAGUGGGAACGGCCACUUCCAAAAGGUCAUGUGAUCAGCUGAGAUGCACUUCCUGUGACUUCCGGGUGCUAGCGUUUGACGACUGCGAGUGGGACUCGUCGUGCGAUUACCUCUUCCUCAGGAACAACAUGCCCAACCAAGGGAAGCUGGGAGCCAAGCUGCAGGAGAGGAGGGGCGUCCGGGCGUACGCUUGCCAGUGCAGCUGGUUCACCGCGUCGGAUGCCACCGACGUGUCCACGCAGCAGCAGCUCAGAUGGGCGUGUGCGAGACACCCGGAUUAAACCAUCAUCAUAAACUCCCUUCAAAAAGAUUUGCACUCUGUCGUCAUGGCUAUGCAGCCUCUACACAACAGUGGAUCAGACUGUUAUGGGAUGCUCUUUUAAGAGAUAUUAUGAUGUGUAAUGUGAAUUAUUUGUAAACACUUGGACCAGUCUACCGAGUAGACAUACCCACUCGUGCUGCUUCUCAACUUACGUCAAUUAAUUAUGUAUUUCAUUGAAUAAUUCAGUAUCUGGAUCUUUUUGAUUGAUCCUACUAGAUUCUUGCUAUAGGUUUUACUUUUUCAGAUGAGUCAGAAAAUGUUGAUUUUUUUUUCUUUUAAGCAUCCUUUCAGUGAGUAAAAAACAUCGUUAAAUAAAAAUGUAAUUUCCCA
Molecule: messenger RNA, 1086 nt
Organism: Syngnathoides biaculeatus (alligator pipefish)
Lineage: Eukaryota; Metazoa; Chordata; Actinopteri; Syngnathiformes; Syngnathidae
Gene: cfap418
Product: cilia and flagella associated protein 418
Exons: 6
Coding region: 11-715 (234 amino acids)
Cellular component (GO): cytosol
Source: RefSeq, a predicted model, not a curated record